Ambispora leptoticha is the source of this 1134-nucleotide messenger RNA. Lineage: Eukaryota; Fungi; Glomeromycota; Glomeromycetes; Archaeosporales; Ambisporaceae. The record is from the annotation of a GenBank genome assembly.
AUGGUUACAUACGGAAGAAAGCUAUUGGGAACUUAUACUGACAGAAAUAAAGAAAAUCGGCUGCCAUUAUCGCCGACGUAUCCCGAUUCACCCUCGUCUCAGGCCGCUUGUUCCCUUACAAAACCGAGAGAACAUAAUCAAGUACUCUCACAAAUAAAACAAGUUCGCGAGAAACCCUGGUUCGAACACAUGCGCGAACUCCAGGACGCUAUUAAGACGAAGGACAGGAGGGAAGCGCUUAGUGCCGCAUCGAGAGCGUUGAAUGAAUUUACGGGGUAUUCGGACGUUGAAAAGUUGAAAGAAAAAGUUAUUAAGCAGGAAAACGAAUUUUUCGAAACACGACAACGCUUAAACCUCGCAAAACGCGCCUACGAAGAUGCAAUAUCUGCUCGUUCCGCAACACAACACGAAAUCAACGACCUUCUCCAACGAAAACACCAAUGGACCAACGAGGACGUGACGCGAUUCACCGAAUUGUAUCGUAUCGAGCACUUGAACGAACAAGCAGAGUCCGCAGCCAAAGACGAAUAUCUUGAGUGCGAGAAACAGGUCGAAAAGGAGUACACAGAGUUGACUAAAUCGAUAAUGAUGCGGUAUCAUGAGGAACAGAUUUGGAGUGACAAGAUUCGAAGUGCGUCCACCUAUGGAACUAUUGGGCUGAUGGCGUUGAACGUAGUCUUGUUUAUUUGUGUGCAGACUGUGUUUGAACCAAUGAAAAGGCAAAAGUUGGCAGAUAAAUUUGAAGAGUUGUUGCUGACAAAGUUUAAUAGUAAUGUUGGAACAUCGUCACCACCAAUAGCUCCAGUAGGAGCAGCUAAUAAUCAUAGCAAUGGAAAUGAAAGAGAUGGUGGAAUCACUAGUGAACAAUUAGUUUCUAUUAUUGACCUUGUAAAGGGGCAAGAAGACAAAAUUGACGAAAUGGUCCAAUUACAGAAAUCAUUAUUGCUAGAGAAUACUCUGAUCAAGGAUAAUAUUGUUGUUCCGCCAUUGGAUGAACAAAAUCCUAAAACAUUAAUUAAAGCUGGUGCUGCUGAUGCUAAGGACAUUGAAGGUAGAAUGUUUGGGACUGGUUUUAUUGUGGGUGCUAUUGUGGGAGCCUUGAUUACGAAGCUUUGGACAUCGUUGAAUCGGUAG